This is a messenger RNA of Lasiosphaeria miniovina, 1008 nucleotides long. RefSeq lists its product as uncharacterized. The record is from RefSeq and is a predicted model, not a curated record. The transcript has 2 exons. Bases 1 to 1008 code for a protein of 335 amino acids. NCBI's taxonomy places the organism in Eukaryota, Fungi, Ascomycota, Sordariomycetes, Sordariales, Lasiosphaeriaceae.
AUGGAGAAGUUCUCGCAGUUCCGCGACAAAGGCUCCGGCAUCUCGCCGUUCAUGCCCACGACGACGCCGGCCUCGACGGUAGCCUCGGCCAUGCACGCCUUUAUCUUCCUCUUCCGCCUGCCCUUCUUCGUCGGCUACGUGACGCUGUACUUCCUGUUCCUGCACCACCUGCCGCUGCCCGUGGUGGCGCGCAAGCUGCUGCUGUGGGGGAUCAUGGGCAUCCCAGGCAUCUGGUGGGUGGAUCUGCAGUUGGACGGGGUAAAACGAGGGGCGCUGUCGCAGCAGCCGGCGUCGCGGGUGCCGCACGCGCGGUCCGUGGUGGCGGCCAACUUCACGUCGCCUCUCGACGGGCUGUACCUGGCCGCCGUGUUCGACCCCGUCUUCACCGUCAGCUACCCGGGCACGCGCAAGGUGCGGCGCGUCGGGCUGCUGCGCGCCGUGAGCAUGGCGCUGUCGCGCGCACAGCAGUUCGCCACCCCCCCGCCCGACCCCGCCGAGCUGACGGACCUGCGCGCCCUGCUGGAUCGCUACCCAGGCCGCGUCAUCGCCGUGUUCCCCGAGUGCGGCACCACCAACGGCAAGGGCAUCCUACCGCUCAGCCCGAGCCUGCUGACGACCCCCGCCGACGUCGCCAUCUUCCCCGUCAGCCUGAGGUACACGCCGCCGGACGUGGCGACGCCCGUGCCCGGCCCCGCCGCGUGGGUCGCCUUCUUCUGGAAGCUGCUGUCGCGCCCGACGCACUGCAUCCGCGUGCGCAUCGCCGAGGGCAUGUACAACACGUCGCAGGCGGCCAACGUUGUGUCGCAAGGCUCGUCGUCCUCGUCUUCCGCAUCCGGCCGUCUGGCGCCCGCCGCGGCCGGCUGGGAGGAGGAUGCGACGGCCGAGGAGCGGCGCGUGCUGGACCGCGUGGCCGAGGCGCUAGCGCGGCUAGGGCGAGCCAAGCGUGUCGGGUUGACAUUACAAGACAAGAAGGCUUUCGUUCAGGCGUGGGGCAAGCGGCGGAGGUGA